UGGCCAAGAGCGACAGGACAGCGCCUUGAAGUCACCAAAGAGCCACGGGACUUGCUUCAUUUCUGUGAAAAAUAAUUAUUUGUAACAGAGUCCUUGUUUUCAGAUUUAUCAAUAACGUUCGGCGGAGCUUUUGGAGUUUACAAAGAAAGGGAAAUAUUGAAUAGGCUUGAUCUUCAUUUGGAAGCGCACAGGAUAUUUGCGGAAGAGCGCUAUACGCACCUUCAGUAUAAGUGUCUUUGGAGCUGCCAUUCAAGAUGACAGACAUCGUUUCAGCAAUGGAUACAGAGCCAAACUCCCCGGCGAGUGUCCUCGAACUAGAGUCAGAUCAGAGCCUCGGUUCUCCUAAGAGUCCACCACUGGACCUGAUUGACACAGGAAAAGGACUGAAGGUACAAACUGCGACCCCUCACCUGGUCAGCCUGGGCAGUGGAAGACUCAGUGUAGCCAUAACCCUACUACCUCUAAAGGAGGGAAUAACACGCAUAGGCCGUGACGAUGCCCCUGUACCUCAGGACAUUGCUAUUGAGGGUGCCGGCAUUGAAGCAGAACACUGCAGGAUUGAGAACAGAGGAGGGGUCGUCACUCUUGACCCAUGCGGGCACCUGUGUUCACUUGAUGGAGUUCCUGUUACCAGGCCCACACUACUCACGCAAGGUUACACACUCUGUCUGGGUAAGUCCUAUAUCUUUCGCUUUAACCAUCCCGAGGAGGCCAACCGUAUGAAAAGCAUGCUGCCUCAGAAGAGUCCUGUCUCUCCGCUGGUCUACAGCACAGAUUAUCUGAAGUUCAGCAGCGACUUCAGUCAUUGUCUAGGUGGCUCUGGCUCUAGAGGGAUGCGCUCUGUCUCUGAACUGCGGGAUUUGAUGGACACUUUACAAAAAAAGAAGCAGGCAUUGGAGAAUAGUUUGCGAGCCAAUGGGGACUCAAGCCCCUCCUACUUUAGCAUGACGCAGUCUCCUCCCACCACACCCAAUCUGCUGUCACCCAUCACCACGUCCUCCCCAAUAUCCUAUCAAGAACAAACCCGCCGAUUGUACAGCUCCGAAAGGCCACCACUUGCGGCCAAAGUGCCAGGACAUUCGUCCAGCGGCAUGCCUCCAUCUCCUCGCCGUUCUGACCCUCGAGAGCGUGACACAUCACUUCCUUAUUCUCGACCCAUGACCCGGAACCAAUCUCAGGAUAGCCUGCUCCUCAAUACAUCAGACAGUCACCGUGCUGGGACCUCAGGCUCGGCUCUCUCGAUGUGGAACGGCUCAUCCACUGGUGCAACUGAUUCCCUCCCUCCAACACCAGGGGGUGGUAGUGGUGCAGCCAGCAUGCCAUCUAGUCCCCGUCUGUCUCGUAGAUUCAACACCCCAGAUGCAGGCCGUAAUGGAGGACUUGAACCCGCUCCACGGCAACGAAAGUACUCCGCUGGGUCACUUACAGGCAUGAGCUCGCACAGUCGCUCCCUACCACGCCUCUAUCGACCUGCCGACAGUCAGCUUACCCUCCUGCCAAGUUAUCGGUCUCCUGACAGCCAGCUUUCUCGUCCAACUGGUGCUAGCCACCAGAAUGGUCAUUCUGAGGUAGUCUCCAUCUCGCUGUCCAACAGACCUGUUACCAAACACACCGUAGCCCCUCCAGAUGUCACCAUGACAUCGGGAGAAGCUACCAGCCCCCGCCAGGCCAAGAAGGUGAGUUUGACAUCCAUCAGCUGCUACUCAGAACUGGACAGGCAAGCCAUGCGUGGUCCCUCGCCAGCUCUGGAGAUUGGUCUCGGGGAGAGGAGGCAGUCUUUCGGAAAGGCAGGGCUGGGUCCACCGAGUGGCUUCAGGGAGAGAAAGGGCAGCAUCAGCUCUCUCAGCGGAAAGGAAGAGCUUCAAGACUACCAUCAGAGACAGAGGGACGAAAGACUGCGGGAACAGGAAGUGGAGAGACUGGACUUUGUUGUUCUCUUAAACCUUGCCCCCUUCUUACGAUUGACUGGAAGCUCGCAUUCAGAUCUGCCUUGAUCCAAUCAACAACCAAAAGUCUGAACCAAGAUCCCACCCUUCAUUUUUUUUGAUAAUCUGUUUAACUCAGUUGUACAUCACGAUAUGGAAGGAAAUAUCUGCCACUACUUUGAUUACAUCAUAGCUUUUCACUUUUUACUUUUUGUAAAUGUUCCUGGUAUCAUGUUCAAAUGCAAGAACUUGCUCCGCCUCCAAAAUGACUUUCCUUUUCUGCUGAUGUCACCUAGGCUAGGUGCAU
Messenger RNA from Sinocyclocheilus anshuiensis, 2232 nucleotides. RefSeq names its product pleckstrin homology-like domain family B member 1. The coding region runs from base 255 to 1994 and encodes 579 amino acids. NCBI's taxonomy places the organism in Eukaryota, Metazoa, Chordata, Actinopteri, Cypriniformes, Cyprinidae. Gene Ontology annotation, biological process: regulation of microtubule cytoskeleton organization. Gene Ontology annotation, molecular function: protein binding. Gene Ontology annotation, cellular component: basal cortex. The transcript is spliced from 7 exons. The record is from RefSeq and is a predicted model, not a curated record.